CAAAAAGGGGCAAACUGGAUGUCGCUUUGCAGCAACAGGGGUUUAUUUAUUUAGUACAAGCACCACAGACCACCUGAGUAAUACGCGUAUCGACAAUGCGCGUGAUGUCAACCCCGUCAACUGAGAGGAGUAACGACGACAUUCCAACACUCCAACUUGGCACUGCCACGAUGAAGACCGACAUUGCCGACAUUGAGUACGCCCUUGGCGACGAAAAUCAAGCCCGAAGCAAGCGUGGUUAGCAACUGUGGUCAUGUGUGUCUUGAAGUUGCGGACGAGUAUAAAUAUGGCUGCACUUGAACUCUCAGUCCCCCAUUCGCCGUGCUCUCCCUCUCAUCUCUGGCACGGGACGCUGAGAGUGCGUUACCUCCAGAAUGAACAGUCUCCGCGGUCUCAUCUCAGCCCUUGGCAUCGCUGCUGUUGGCGUCGCUACAGCAGCAAAGCCUCCACCUAAGCCGGAGCCAAUUGACGUGGUCGAGCUUCCGUUGCCCCCCGUUGCCCCCAGCAAUGCGGAAGGUGCCUGUACCGCCGAGAUCAACCCCCGGCGAACGGGGUGCAUCGGCAUCGACACGGGCGAGUUCCAAGCCGGCGACUUCACGCCCGACGGAAACCACGUCGUGGCCACCGUCCACUUCGUCGGCGCCCCGGCCGCCCCGGACCCGGCCAGCAUCUACUCAGGCGAGCAGCUGAUCCUCAUCAAGGCGGACGGCACCACCUUCUCCAACGGCGAUGCAUGGAAGUGCCUCAGCUGCGGCGUCCCCCCGGAGCAGGCCCAGUCGCUCGACCCGGAGAAAGACUACCCGCAUGUGUUCCGGAGCGGAAAGAAGGUUCUCUGGGGCCAUAACAUCCUCGACUGCGGCGGAGCCGACCUGGCCAGCGACGACUGCACUUCGAAUAGCACGCACAUCUAUCCGAUCCACUGGACCACGAGCGCAGACGGUUCCGGGCGCGGCGGCGUCCCGCGUGAGAUGCGUCUGCACCCGGACGACGUGCACAUGGGCUGGAGCUCAUUUACCGGUAACGGUGGGCAGUUCUGCUACUUUGGCCGGCUCGAGUUCAACCCGAACCCGACAGUGGGAGAGCCCCGCGCCCCUCGCUACGACCUGGUCAAUGUGAGUGUGUUGUUUGAGCAGAACGGCAAGGCGCCCAUCUCGGUCGAGGGCAGCGAGCUGCACAUCAACCGCGACGCCAUCACCGUCGGCGAGCUGCGCGGCUUCAGUGGCGCCGGCGACGAGAUUCUCUACAUCGGAUCCUCGUGGGAGUCCAGCAACAUCGAUGUCUUCGCUGUGCACGUGGUGACCGGAGCGGUGCGGCGUCUGACCAGCCACCCGGAGUACACGGAUCCCAUCGCCUUCUCGCACGACAACCAAUGGUUUGUGGUCAUGGACACGCGCGGGUCCGACCGGCAGAUGUGGAUGUCGGGCAUGCGCUGGGUCCCGCCGCUGAUCGACAUCGUGGCCGUGACGGCGGCAUCGUCCACGCGCAACAACGGGCCCCGCCGUUUCUUCCAGCCCAUCCUCCUCGACCGCGACGGAGACCGCGGCGACUACUUUGGCCAGCAGCUCAACGCCGGCGGCGACGGAACCAACGGCGCCGUCAACGAUCCCAAUUGGAACGGCCGAGCCGAUCCGGCCUUCUCGCCCGACGGCACGCGCAUCGUGUACUGGCAGGCCCUGGUGGUCCCGCCUUCUUGUGGCGGAGUCAACCCGCUGCCCUGCCCAGUCUCGACCGCACAGGGUGGCCGCACAUACCGAGUCAUGCUGGCCCGCUUGACCGGCCGGAAAGCAACGAAACCCGCCAAGGUCUUCGAUGUUCCCGACCUCAUUCCCUGGGCUACACCAUUCCCGCCCGGCGCCACCCUCCCUCAGCAGUUUGGAGUGCCCGACGGUAACUACACGGUCCGCGGCCGGGUGUCUGGUGUUGCCACCGUGCUUCUCGAGGGCACCUCAACGUUGGGCGGCGGCGGCACUGUAACCGUCGUCUACCGGGACUACGCCGAUGAGCCCGGCUAUGUCCUGAACGGCCAUGAGAAGGUCUCUGCCCAGAUUGUGGGAUGGGACAACCUGAUUGACUGGGAGUCCGACAUUGUUCAGACCGGCGUGGUGCAGGCCACAAAGCGGACCAGCCCGGGCGGCUUCCACCUCGACAUCAAUGCCGAGACCAACAUCUUCAACGCGAAUGGCACCCUGACCACGACGAUCGAUGGGGUGGAGUACAAGCAGCCCGCGAACGGGACAUAAUGGAUUAUGGUAGUAUUAGGGGGGAAAUACGAGUCAAGGGUCUAUAUGUAGUACUGUUACUAUUAGUAGUAGUCUAAUAUUAGUAAUAGUAGCAUCUGGAAAACUGUGCUCUGAGACAAA
This is a messenger RNA of Chaetomium strumarium, 2360 nucleotides long. RefSeq lists its product as uncharacterized. The transcript has a single exon. The record is from RefSeq and is a predicted model, not a curated record. NCBI's taxonomy places the organism in Eukaryota, Fungi, Ascomycota, Sordariomycetes, Sordariales, Chaetomiaceae. Bases 375 to 2240 code for a protein of 621 amino acids.